GCUAAUCUAUGUCAGUCCGGCAGAGCCCUGUGAGAAAGCAACGCUGCGGGUCUGAAGCGACGCUGCGAAACACACACUCACACACACACCGGCCGGACGGACGAUGAUGAUGGCAAAGCCUGACCGCGGCUUCUUCAUCUAACCUUGUGCAGAGCAGCACCGGGAGGACGCUGAACCCCGAACUGAAGGAAUGUGCCGUCUCUGACACGCUGUAGUAAAGUCCCAUCAGGAGGUCAGCUCAGAUGCUGGAGGCUCUGCUGCCAAGUUUACGCACCGAAUCUGCGAUCACUCGCCGCGAUGAAGGUUUUGAAUGAAUGACGCCACCGCCGCCGCUUAACAGGUUCCGUAGCCACAUGUACCGGAGGAACUAGUGAAUGUAAAGGCUGCAGAAGCAUCACCGAGAAACGAAGCUUUGUCCACACACAGCAUUUGGAAACAUUUUUUGGUUGGACUGUGGAUGUGAGUGUAGCGCGUCAGUUAAAGCCUGAAGACAGACAGACAGCUGGAGGGGGGACAGGAGGACCGGGAGAUCCAGUUUAAAUGAAGAGAAACAUGUGAAGACCCUUGUGGAGAUUUGACCUGCAAGUUAGCCUUCAACAACAAAAAGGCGAAGGUCUCCUCCCUUCUUCCCCUCAUCCGUUCUCUCCGCUUCCUCUGCAGUUUCCUCGCAGGCCCGUUAAACAUGGAGGGCCGGCAGGCUACGCGCAGGACUUUAUCACCUGACCCCAAAGUAGGAGCUGUAGCUUCUCUGCUAGGCUUCUGGCUCUUAGCGAUCCCUGCUUUGUGCAGUGGGCAGACAUUCACUAGUUUCCACCCUGAACGUCGGGACUGGGUCUUUAACCACCUGACGGUUCACCAGACCACAGGAGCGUUGUAUAUUGGAGCAGUAAACCGUGUGUACAAGCUGUCAGGCAAUCUGACCCUCCUUGUUUCCCAUGAUACAGGCCCAGAGGAUGACAACAAGGCCUGCUACCCCCCUCUGAUAGUCCAGCCCUGCUCUGAGCCCCUCGUCUCUACUAACAAUGUCAACAAGCUUCUCCUGAUUGAUUAUUCCCAAAACCGCUUGCUGGCCUGUGGCAGCCUGUACCAGGGUGUCUGUAAACUGCUCAGAUUGGAUGACCUUUUUAUCUUAGUGGAGCCCUCCCACAAGAAAGAGCACUACCUCUCUAGCGUCAACCAGACAGGGACCAUGUAUGGGGUUAUUGUGCCGUCACAGGGACAGGAUGGCACCCUAUUUAUUGGCACAGCAGUAGAUGGAAAACAGGACUAUUUUCCCACCAUCUCUAGUCGAAAGCUGCCCCGUGACCCAGAAUCCUCUGCGAUGCUCGACUACGAAUUGCACACUGACUUUGUGUCCUCUCUCAUCAAGAUCCCAUCAGACACACUGGCCCUGGUCUCCCACUUUGACAUCUACUAUGUUUACGGCUUUGCCAGCGGCAGCUUUGUUUACUUCCUGACUGUGCAGCCCGAGACGCCGGAGAACAGCAUGUCAUCGAGCGGAUCCACCAGCGACCUCUUCUACACCUCUCGCAUCGUCCGCCUCUGCAAAGACGAUCGCAAGUUCCACUCCUAUGUCUCUCUGCCCGUUGGCUGUGUGAAGAACGGCAUUGAGUACCGCCUGCUGCAGGCCGCCUACCUCGGCAAACCAGGUCGCGUUCUUGCCGCCUCGCUCAACAUCAGUGCCCAGGAUGACGUGCUCUUCACCAUCUUCUCUAAGGGCCAGAAGCAGUUCCAUCGCCCACCGGAUGACUCGGCGCUCUGCGUCUUCACCAUCCGAGACAUCAAUGCGCGGAUCAAGGACCGUCUGCAGUCCUGCUACCAGGGGGAAGGGAACCUGGAGCUCAACUGGCUGCUUGGGAAGGAUGUGCAGUGCACCAAAGCGCCGGUGCCCAUUGACGACUCUUUCUGUGGUCUGGACAUCAACCAGCCGCUUGGUGGCUCCCAGCUGGUGACUGGUCACACUCUCUACACCGAGACUCGGGACCGCAUGACCUCCGUCACCUCCUACGUUUACAAUGGCUACUGUGUGGCCUUUGUGGGCACUAAGAGUGGACGCCUAAAGAAGAUUCGUGUCGACGGGCCUCCUCAUGGCGGCGUCCAGUACGAGACGAUAUCGGUCAUCAAGGACGGCAGCCCUGUCCUGCGAGAUAUGGCCUUCUCCCUGGACCGCAACUACCUCUACGUCAUGUCUGAGAGACAGGUCACCCAAGUUCCCAUCGAGUCAUGUGAGCAGUACGGGACCUGUGGAGAGUGUUUGAGCUCGGGGGACCCACACUGCGGCUGGUGUGUCCUGCAUAACAUCUGCUCUCAGAGAAACCGCUGUGAGCGUGCAGACGAGCCGUACCGUUUUGCCGCCUCCCUCAACCAGUGUGUGAAGGCCACUGUGUACCCAGACAGCAUUGCGGUGUCCGAGCCCAGUGUACCUCUGCUGGUGAAGGUGAGCCACGUUCCAGACCUUUCUGCCGGCAUCACCUGUUCCUUUGGCAACCUGACGGAGGUGGAGGGGCAGGUCAACGGCAACCAGAUACUCUGUGUGUCUCCUGCUGCCAAGGACGUCCCCCUAAUCCCCACUGACCAAGAUUGGUCAGGCGUUGAGCUGAGGCUCAACUCAAAGGAGACCGGUCAGAUGCUUAUCAGCACAGAGGUCAAGUUUUACAACUGCAGCGUCCACCAACUGUGUCUGUCAUGUGUGAACAGUGCCUUCCGCUGCCACUGGUGCAAGUACCGCAACUUGUGUACCCAUGACCCCUCCAGCUGUUCCUUCCAGGAGGGACGAGUCAACGCCUCUGAGGACUGUCCCCAGCUGGUGCGCUCUGAGGAGAUCCUGAUCCCAGCGGGGGAGGUGAAGCCUAUCACCCUGAAGGCCAGGAACCUUCCCCAACCCCAGUCUGGCCAGCGAGGCUAUGAGUGUGUCCUCCACAUCCAGGGGGUCAGCCACCGAGUCACCGCCCUCCGUUUCAACAGCUCCAGCGUGCAGUGCCAGAACAGCUCGUAUCUGUACGAGGGAAUGAAAAUCAGUGAGCUGCCUGUGGAUUUCUCGGUGGUGUGGAACGGCAACUUCAUAAUUGAUAACCCGGAGAAUAUCCAAGUGCACCUGUACAAGUGUGCAGCCCAGCGGGACAGCUGCGGCACGUGUCUGAAAGCAGAGAGGAAGUUCCAGUGCGGCUGGUGCAGCGGAGAGGGAAGGUGCACCCUGCGGCAUCACUGCCCCCCCAUCAAUCCUUACACCACCCGCUGGCUGAAUCUGUCCAGUAAGAACGUCAAGUGCACCAACCCACGCAUCACUGAGGUGACCCCAGUGGCUGGACCGCCGGAGGGAGGCACACGGGUGACCAUCCAUGGCACCAACCUCGGUCUGGCCUUCUCGGACAUGGUGGGCAAUGUGGAGGUGGCGGGGGUGAGGUGCACCCCUGUGGAGGACGGCUACAUCAUCGCUGAACAGAUUGUAUGUGAGAUGGACGCUGCCCAUGCAGACAGCAGACCUGGUCCAGUCCAGCUGUGUGUUGGAGAGUGCAGACCAGAACUGAGGGCCCGCUCCUCGCAGCACUACUCCUUUGUGACUCCCACAGUCACAGGUCUGUCCCCGAGCAGAGGUCCAGAGUCUGGGGGCACCAAAGUAACCAUAAUGGGAGAAAACCUCGGCGCCGGCAGCAGUGUCAACGUUCAGUUUGGAAACCAGACAUGCGAGUUCUUUGGACGGACCAUGACAGAGAUCGUGUGCUACUCUGCCCCUUCCCUGUCUGGCGUCGGCCAAGUACAGAUCAGCGUGAGCGUGGACCAUGCCCAAAUCAGGGAGAGCCUCACCUUCGAGUACAUAGAAGACCCCACCGUCCAGCGCAUUGAGCCAGACUGGAGCAUUGCAAGUGGCCACACCCCCUUGAUGGUGACAGGGACCAAUCUGGACGUGGUUCAGGAGCCCAGGAUCCGAGUCAAAUACGCCGGCCGAGAGUCUGUCAACGUGUGUAAAGUGCUGAACACCACCAGUAUGAGCUGCUUCGCUCCCUCCCUCAUGGCAGAGUACAAUCCAGGUUUGGACACAGUGAAGCACGCGGACGAGUUUGGGUUUAUCUUCAACAACGUCCAGGCGCUGCUGGUCUACAACAACACCAACCUCCUCUACUACCCAAACCCUUACUUUGAGCCCCUCAGCACCUCUGGUGUCCUGGAGCAGAAACCAGGAUCACCCAUCAUUCUCAAGGGCAGAAACCUGGUUCCCCCAGCGUCAGGAGGGGUGAAGCUUAACUACACCGUGCUGAUCGGAGAGACUCCGUGCUCCGUCACCGUGUCUGAGAGCCAGCUCCUGUGUGAGCCGCCCAACCUCACGGGACAAUACAAAGUCAUGGUUCAAGUAGGUGGUCUUCACGUCUCUCCUGGCGCAGUCCACAUCAUGUCUGACAGCCUGCUGACCCUCCCGGCUAUUGUCAGCAUCGCUGCUGGUGGAGGCCUCCUCCUCAUCAUCGUCAUCCUCGUCCUCAUUGCCUACAAGAGAAAGUCACGCGAAAAUGACCUCACCCUGAAGCGCCUGCAGAUGCAAAUGGACAACCUGGAGUCACGAGUGGCCCUGGAGUGCAAAGAAGCUUUUGCCGAGCUGCAGACAGACAUUAAUGAGCUGACCAGUGACCUGGACAGAGCCGGCAUCCCCCAUCUGGACUACAGAACGUACGCUAUGAGGGUGCUCUUCCCCGGCAUUGAGGAUCAUCCUGUCCUCAGAGAACUGGAGGUGUCAGGCAAUGGCCAGCAGAAUGUGGAGAAGGCCCUGAAGCUGUUUGGCCAGCUCAUCAACAACAAGGUGUUCCUGCUCACCUUCAUCCGAACACUGGAAAUGCAGCGUUCUUUCUCCAUGAGGGACCGCGGCAACGUGGCCUCACUUAUCAUGACAGCCCUGCAGGGGCGACUGGAGUACGCCACCGACGUCCUUAAACACCUGCUGUCAGACCUCAUCGACCGCAACCUGGAGAGCAAGAACCACCCCAAACUGCUGCUGCGCAGAACAGAGUCGGUCGCUGAGAAGAUGCUUACAAACUGGUUCGCCUUCCUCCUUCACAAAUUCCUCAAGGAGUGUGCCGGGGAGCCUCUGUUCAUGCUGUACUGCGCCAUCAAGCAGCAGAUGGAAAAGGGGCCCAUUGACGCCAUCACUGGAGAGGCCCGCUACUCCCUCAGUGAAGACAAGCUCAUCCGCCAGCAGAUCGAGUACAAAACCCUGAUCCUGAACUGCGUGAACCCAGACAACGAGAACAGUCCGGAGAUUCCGGUGAAGGUGCUCAACUGUGACACCAUCACACAAGUGAAGGAGAAGAUACUGGACGCUGUUUACAAGAACAUGCCCUAUUCUCAGAGGCCACGUGCUGUCGACAUGGACCUCGAGUGGCGGCAGGGGCGAAUGGCUCGUGUGGUGCUGCAGGAUGAAGACAUCACCACCAAGAUAGAAAACGACUGGAAGAGACUCAACACUCUCAUGCACUAUCAGGUGUCAGACCGCUGCGUCGUCGCUUUGGUGCCCAAACAGACCUCAUCGUACAACAUCCCUUCCUCAGCCAGCAUAUCCCGCACCUCCAUCAGCAGAUAUGAUUCUUCAUUCCGCUACACGGGCAGUCCCGACAGCCUCCGCUCACGUGCUCCCAUGAUCACGCCUGAUCUAGAGAGUGGCGUGAAGGUGUGGCACCUGGUGAAGAACCACGAACACGGCGACCAGAAGGAGGGAGACCGCGGUAGCAAGAUGGUCUCUGAGAUUUAUCUGACCAGGCUGCUAGCUACCAAGGGUACACUACAAAAAUUUGUGGACGAUCUCUUUGAGACGUUGUUUAGUACAGUUCACCGAGGGAGCACUCUUCCCCUCGCCAUCAAAUACAUGUUUGACUUCCUGGACGAGCAGGCAGACAAACACGGCAUUCACGACACGGACGUACGUCACACGUGGAAAAGCAACUGCCUUCCACUGCGUUUCUGGGUGAAUGUGAUCAAGAACCCACAGUUUGUGUUUGACAUCCAUAAGAGCAGCAUCACGGACGCCUGUCUGUCUGUAGUGGCUCAGACCUUUAUGGAUUCCUGCUCCACUUCAGAGCACCGCCUGGGCAAAGACUCCCCGUCCAAUAAGCUGCUCUACGCUAAAGAUAUCCCCAAUUACAAGAGCUGGGUAGAGAGGUACUACGCUGACAUCAACCGGCUGCCAGCCAUUAGUGACCAGGACAUGAAUGCCUAUUUGGCAGAACAGGCCAGACUCCACUCCACAGAGUUUAACAUGCUCAGCGCUCUCAAUGAGAUCUACUCUUACGUCAGCAAGUACAGUGAGGAGAUCACAGCGGCCCUGGAGCAGGACGAACAGGCGAGGAAGCAGAGGUUGGCCUACAAGGUGGAGCAGCUCAUCUCUGCCAUGUCUCUCGAGAGCUGAGAGUGGCCGCAACUCAACGAGAGAGAGAACGAGAGAGACAGGACCACAGUCUCUUACAGGACCUCCUCGAAAAAAGGUCCAGCAUUACUUACCUCUCAUCGUGGGAGCUUCAACCACGAACCAGACCUGGGACCUCUCUGCAUCCACAGCCGGACAGACAUACAACUGCUUUAGUUUGUGAUUCUCUCACCUCCUUCCAUGAUGGCGCCAGCUAAGGGCCCGCGGACUGCAACAGAGGCCCUGCAGCUGGAGCCGAUAAUGGCGUAAGGAAGGAACAUCAGCAGAGGAGGCAACAACAUGGCUUGUAUUUAUUUAUUUUUUGUUUGUUUCUUUUUCUCAAAGGAUAUUUUCUCUCAGUUUGACAGGAAAUUGUAUGUCGCGUGGGGGAGGGGUGUGUGUGUGUGCGCGUGUGUGUGCAUGAGUGUGUGUUUGUGUCGUACUGAGGAAGACUCCUGCAAAGUCCACGAGAGCGAAUGGAGGAACAGAUUUAUUCUCCACUCAGUCAGAAACUCACAUCUGAGUGUGAAAUGGAGACAAAAAAAAAAAAAAGGCGAGAAGCAGAGAAGCAGCUCUCACGUUGGACAGCUGAGUUUGCAUUCAGAUUUCUCAGAUUUUAUUUUUGUACUUGUACAUUUGAAUAUUAUCAGUUGCAGUUGAAAUAUCCACCCAGGAUCCCAGAAGUGUUGUUGUAUAAAGACAUAAAGAGCGUAACGCUUCAUCAGGGCGGUGUGGUGGUGAAAGCAGGCCAUGGUCCAUGUCUUCUCUCACUCCUUCCCUCUUCGAACUGAUGCUUCACACGACACGGACAAAACCUCUGCUCUUUAUCCAAUCAGAAGUGUACAGGAAAACAUGAAACUCGUGCUCAUCAUCUAAGAGUCGACGGGACUCCGCUCGUGGUGGUCACAGUCCAGCCAGCAUGCUUGCACCUAAACCUGAGGAUGACGGAGAUGAUAGUGUAUUUUAGGAGAUGACCUUAAAUCAGCAUCAACCUGGUGUCCAAGGCUUUUUUUCAGCAGUUAGGUCAUCUGUGUAUGUACCGGUUGCCAAUCAGUGUAUGUGAAUGUACAAAUGUUUUUUAAUUUGUUUGUUUGUAUGUCUAUUUGAGUUGUGCAAACAGAAAGGGGCUCAGUUGAACUGAGCUCCGUAGAUAUUUGCAGUAGCUCGUCAAGUGAACAACUCCAUUUGUCCGUCCUGGCUCCAGCCCGUCCAACUGCUUCCCAAACAUUAUUUACUCAAAAUCACUUUCUGCUAGAGGAGAGUGUGUAUCGUCCGCACUGUGGCUGUCACGGCUGUGACUCAGCUGCUCACACGGCGCAGUACAUGCAGCUAGCAGUUAAUAGAGACCAGACGAGGGCAAUUUGUCUCCGUAGGCUGAAACUCUCCGUUAUAUAACCACGGUUUGUAUCUCUUUGGGAACUUGAUUGACUUUAUGUGUACUUUGCAUGCAUGCUAUCACACAUCUGAAGUGUUCUAAGGGUCCAUCUUUGAUUUUUAUCAAGUGCCAAUGAGUUGCCCUGGCUCUUGUUGGCUAGUUUUGAUGUUAGCUGAUGGGAGAUCUUACCCAACCACCACCCAUGUCCUCGCACAGACAAUAAGAAGCUUAGCUCAGUGGGUUUCAGCCCAGCCGGCAGAAGAAUAUAUGAUGUUGUACGUUCCUGCAAACCACAAAUACAUUACAGUUGUAUCAACAUUCCUAAAGUGGCAAAGUAUACUACAUGACUUUGUCACUGAGAGGUGAAAGGGAUGGUGGAUUGCGUGACACAAAGGCGAGACUCACCUGCCAAGCUGUGUUUCCAGCGGCUUUUUAGCCACUCAGCUAUGGAUGUUUCUAGCAAACUGUCAGAAUCCACUUUGGAUCGUGUCACAAAUUUUUUUUACAGACAUGGACAACUUCUCCAGCCAUGAUUGUGCCACUACAACCGGGUUUUUAAAACCCAAAUAUGAUCUUUUCCUAACUAUAAACAUGUGUUUUUUGCACCUAAACCCCACCACACGUUUACCACAGUGUUGUUGAAAGGUAAAGAAACAUAAAGCGUCACUACUAUCCGUUUCAAAUAUUGUAAAUGUCACCUCAGACUUCCAUGUGUCCUUUGCGUUGGCACAGAUUCAGCCACUAGAUGGCAGUAGAGGGCAAGGGCAAAAGAUUUAGACAGCUACAAACAUGUCGACGGUGGAGGAGGUCGUAAUAAUGUAGAGACAGAAUUAUUUCUACUUAAUUACUGAUUCGUUCUGCAAUUUUUUAAAUGUCUUCGUCGUCUCUUUCAGUGGGGGCAUUGAACUACGCUACACCGCCCACCGAUCUUCAGUGAUACUGCUCCAUUUCAUCCGUAUCAUCCGAUUAAAUGAACGCAGAGUAGGGCUUCCUCUGUUUCCAUGUAUCUAACAUUGAGCAUCAGAUCAGAGUUGUGGUUACCAUGUUUACCCCUGCAACCUUGUUUCACCACCGGGUUGGCGUUACCAGUGGUAAUUGCGAAUGAACGGCGUUGCAGUUAGCUCCCAUCUGGCCCAGGUGGUGCACAUGGCAGAGCGGCCAAGUCUAACGUUAGCUAACCAUUGGAGACUGGAGGAUGGGCAGUGGGCGCUAUGCUUCUGCAUUCUAACGUAAUUAGCUGAUUGUUAGCAAACAGAAAAUAAAAUAAAAGGCAAGACAUGUACAUCCCAUAACAUUAAAAAGAACGACAACUCUAGGUCUGAAAGCACCCUGAGUCAAUGGAGCGCCACAUUUUUUCUUAAAAAUUAGUGGUUCGUUACCAAUUAAUGGGUGUCGGACUGUCAGAAGGAAAAUCAACGGAAACUAACAUCCCUAAUUGUAACCAGAAAGGAAACAGUUAUGUCUAUUUUACGACUGAUAUUUCAGCAGUUUCUUUUUCUUCUGUUCAGAUCACAGCGCCCCGUCUAACACACAGAUGUAAUGUAUCUGUGGUUUGCAGAAACGUACAAUGCCAACAUUUUUUCUGGCGCUUGGGUUGUGGGUUUAGUUUGACUAAGUGCCAAAAGAUCCUGUUGUUUCCAAUAGCUCAUUAAUGUGUCAAAAAUCGGUUUAUGCUUUACAGAGGGAGCAAAGCUCUCAUUUUGGAGUGUAGAGCCGGUUAAAGUUGAAGCUCAUGUAACUGGAACGGUGAGUUCUGAAACUCAUGAAAGGUACGAAACAUAAGCAGGAGGACAGAGAUCUGGGAACGAGGGACAAAACAUGAAAAACGCAUAAAAAAUAAGUAUGUUUCAUGUGACGUGGACGCGUCUCCUGACUGAAACCAAAAGUGAAAAGGCUGAUGUAACCUUCCGACUUCCUAGCUGGAUGACAACAAACUGUAGAUUCCAUCCUCUGGAUCGGUAAUUUCAUUUUCUUCCGGGAUAUGUGUUUGCUUGUUGUUUACAUCAAGUACUUGAAAAUAGGUAGUAUUAAAGGUUUGCACAGUAUACUGCAGUUGUGUGUGUUGAGAGCAUGACAAACACCAGUAGUGGGUGAAAGGUGCUUCUUCUCUCUGUGGCCUUAGAUACCCACCUGCUCAGUGUUCCUGAUCUUAUUAGUCCUCGACUCGGGCACAGUCCUUUCAGCGCUCCGGAGCCCAAUAGUUUUUCGGUGAUACCCAGCACCGGCGCUCUGCUGAGAACUGUCUUAGCGAGAUAAAGUAAAAAGGGAAGGUGAAGAGGGUACGGCCGGGCUCAGGCAGACAUUGCCUCGCUCAGCACUUGGCUCGCCUGAGCUGUUUGAAGAGAAGUGUUGAGAAAUGAGGAGAGAGGGAGAGGUAGAAAGAGAGAGAACCCCUUUAGCUCUAGUUUCCUGCUCCGGCUUUGAAGCUGCUCUUUGAUCUGAGUCAGUUGUGCGCACAGUGUGAUCAGGAGAUGGAAAGAAAGAAAAAAAAAAAACAUCAAACUAACAGGCAAGGAGAAAUGUAGGAUGAGGUGAUGAUUGACACGCUAUUACUGUGUCCGGCCAGUGGGGGCAGAAGUGGGAAAAUAAGUAGUUGUAAUUUGUUCCCUCAUCUGAAAAAGCACCUUCUCGCUCCCUGACCCCCGUCUAGGUACACAAUGGCGCACAUAUACAGAACAUACACGAAACAUAAAGCUUCUUCCUUUUUGAUUAAGGUGUCUUCCCAAUCUCAGCAAAUAGAAAUGUAUCCUCCUCAUACCUCACAUUGCUUGUAUGGAGUAAUGCUUUUUAUCAUUUUAACAGGACCUAAAUGCCUUUUUUCCUUUUUGCAAGGGAUGAAAAACAAAUGUAUGUUUAUUAGAGUCUUUCCAACUCUCAGAUGAGCUCCCCUGUAUUCAGAAAAUGUGACGAACGUAAUCAGACGCACACAAAUUGGUUGGCUUUGAUUUUUCUCCUCUCAUUUAUAUCAGGAUGUUUCCUUUUUUGUCUGGCGUGAUUUUUGCAUGCAUCUUAAUUUAGUUCUGCCUGGUAUUCCAUAUCGAUCCACGCCGUCAUUAGCCUAACUGCAAUUUUCCCGAAAGCCCAUCUGUACACGUCUUGCAUCACAGCUGAAUGCACCUUUUAUUUUUUUCUUUGUGAAAGAGAUUUUUUUUGUGUUUCCAUGCUGUACACUCAUUUCUGGGAACAUUUUGAUUCAGUUUGAACUGAAAAAAAUAAAAGUUUGUUUACUCUUUCUGCAGCGCAGAAUCCCAUUUGACUGCCAGUUGUGUGAGAGAUGGAUAGAUGCUCAUGAACACAACCUCAUUUCAGCUCCAGCUGAUUGCUAAUUGAAGAUGCUUUGUGCACUUUUUUAUGUUGCUCUCGGUGUAACGUGUUGCCGAAGAGAUGGUGUUGUAGUUUUGACUGGCACGUGUCAUUCCUUAUACGAAACAAAGCAUUUAAUCAGCAUUUUUUUUUUUUUUUUGGUUUGCUUUACGGCAUCUUACAGACGAAUCAAAAUCCCGAUCAGUGUAUCAAGAUAUCACCGAGUAUAAAAUGAGUAUCCUUCCAUUUUAAACACAUUGUAAACAAACCCUUUGUAGACACUGGAGUUCUGUAAAAUAGUAAUUACUGGCAAUGAUGAUGAUGACGAUGAUGAUAAUAAUAAUGGCUGUCUGUUCUUCUUGUUUUAUAAAAGUGUUGUGAAAAUUGUAAGAAACUUUAAAGUAUUUAAAAAAAGGUUGUUCUCUUGGUUUUUUUAUUUGCUUUGAUUUUGUUAUAAUAUAUUAUUGUGUACCUAUUGUAAAUAUGAAGCACACCUAUUUUGCAAGCCAAGGAUUCACUUUGUACUGUUGUUAUAUAUAAAUAAACUUUGCUGGUUAAAAAUUGC
Molecule: messenger RNA, 11628 nt
Organism: Epinephelus fuscoguttatus (brown-marbled grouper)
Lineage: Eukaryota; Metazoa; Chordata; Actinopteri; Perciformes; Serranidae
Gene: plxna2
Product: plexin A2
Exons: 32
Coding region: 683-6388 (1901 amino acids)
Biological process (GO): semaphorin-plexin signaling pathway involved in axon guidance; regulation of cell migration; regulation of GTPase activity
Cellular component (GO): semaphorin receptor complex
Molecular function (GO): semaphorin receptor activity; protein binding
Source: RefSeq, a predicted model, not a curated record